This is a messenger RNA of Coregonus clupeaformis (lake whitefish), 2562 nucleotides long. RefSeq names its product forkhead box protein N3-like. Gene Ontology annotation, molecular function: cis-regulatory region sequence-specific DNA binding; DNA-binding transcription factor activity. Gene Ontology annotation, cellular component: nucleus. The record is from RefSeq and is a predicted model, not a curated record. NCBI's taxonomy places the organism in Eukaryota, Metazoa, Chordata, Actinopteri, Salmoniformes, Salmonidae. The transcript is spliced from 6 exons. Gene Ontology annotation, biological process: regulation of DNA-templated transcription. The coding region runs from base 270 to 1763 and encodes 497 amino acids.
CUCUCUCUCUCUCACACACAUUCUGCAUUAGGGACGAGGAAGAGCUCAAAUAACCGGAGUGCUGGCUAUGCUCGGAUGGGGACUAUGAUUUAUGACCGGACUUGGUUCGCUUUCCCCGGGCUUUCUCUUUAUAAACCUCGGUGUUUGAUUAGGGGUGAGGAUUACAAUGGAAUAUUUUAAAGGAAUUAACGCAGGAGCGGUUGUUCCAAAGAUUUGUGCCUCCUGAUUCGGCUAGAUCAUCAGGAGUCUAGGUGGUGGUGGUGGUGUCCAUGGGUCCCGUCAUGCCCCCCAGUAAGAAGCCAGAGGUGUCUGGUAUCAGUGUGGCCAGCGCCAGCCUGUCCCACCUCUACCAGGCCGGCUCGCUGUCCCGCGCCCUGCAGGAGGCCGAGGAACUCGACCUGGCCCUCCCCGCCCCCCUGGCCCUCCCCUUGGCAUCCCUUACCGGCGGGGCCGCCAAGCCUGUGAAAGGCACCUCCACCCCAGGUAUGGAGGAUGAGGAGUUGACCAAUCUCAACUGGCUCCAUGAGAGCAAGAACCUGCUCAACAGCUUCGGAGACCCCGUGCUGCGCAGCGUCAGCCCCGUGGGUGGCGAAGGGGGUGGGGACGGUAACCGUGGCGACAGGGACCACGACAACAUGCCGCCGUCGCCGAUAGCGGGCGGGGAUCUGACGUAUGACGUCGAUCGGAACCCCAACUGUAAGCCUCCCUAUUCGUUCAGCUGCCUGAUCUUCAUGGCCAUUGAGGACGCUCCGUCCAAGAGGCUGCCGGUGAAGGAGAUAUACAACUGGAUCCUGGAACACUUCCCCUACUUCGCCAACGCUCCCACGGGCUGGAAGAACUCUGUCAGGCACAACCUGUCCCUCAAUAAGUGCUUCAAGAAGGUCGACAAGGACAGGAGCCAGAGCAUUGGGAAAGGGUCCUUGUGGUGUAUAGAUCCUGAGUACAGGCAGAAUUUGAUUCAGGCUUUGAAAAAGACACCUUACCACCCUCACGCCCAGGUCUUCUCAACACCCCCUACCUCUCCUCAGGCAUAUCAGAGCAUGUCCAGUCAUCCGAUAUGGCCAGGGAGUCCCUUCUUCAGAAAAAAUGGAGGAGUCCUCUUACAAGUCCCUCAGGGAGUGAUCCAGAACGGAGCCAGAAUGAUGAGUCAUGGCCUGUACCCAGGAAUACGACCACUACCCAUCAAUCCCAUAGUGAGCAGGACAGCUGCUGUCAGGUCUGUGCUGUCUGGAGGCUGUCGGAAGCGUAGCGACAGCAAUCCCCCCUGUGACUCCCCAUUGGUCAGCAGCGACCCCAAGGUGGACCACACCUACAGCACCAACCAAUCGGAUGACGGCAGCGAUUACACCAGCGACUCCAGUCUCCGCAGCAAUGGCAACGGCCCCGUUUCCCGGGACGUCGCCAACGAUUCGGACUUUGACUACGAGGACGACGAAGACGACAAGAGCAAGAUCCAGCUGGAGAUCAAGAAGGAGGAGCCGCGCGAUUGGCCUAUAGACACGAUAGACUCCACGCCUUCCAGCAAGCAGCACAACAAGAAGCGGCAUCACUUCCUGAAAGCCAAGCAGCGGAUGGACGUGGCUAGCGACACCCUCCCGCUAAAAAAGCGGCGCACAGAAAAGCCGCCAGAGAGUGAUGACGAGGAGAUGAAGGAGGCGGCGGGUUCGCUGCUCCACCUGGCGGGCGUCCGCGCCUGCUUGAACAAUAUCACCAACAGAACCGCCAAGGGCCAGAAAGAGCAGAAAGAACCCACAAAAAACUGACCACAGAAAGACUGAGCGAGCGAGAGAGAGAGAGAGAGAGAGAGAGAGAGAGAGAGACUAAGCUGAGAGAGAAGAUUUUAAAAGAACAAAAAGAAGAGAGAGAACGGAAAUGCAAAACAUCACUUUUAAUAUAGCAACGGAAGCUUUUUUUUCAGGACAUCAGGUGAAUUCUGAAUGAUUUGUGGCAAUAUCAAAAGCAAUCACUUUGUUUUCAUGUCUUUAAAUUGAAUGUUUUUGAAGGUUGAUAUAUAUACUUUUUUUCCCGUCUUUUUUGUUUUGUUUUGAUUUGUUUAAAGGAUAUUAAAGCCAUAGACAAACCUUUUUCUGAUAUUCAGCUAAAUUAGCAGGUUUCUGUUGGCUGAAAGUAAUGCGAUUGAGAAACAAAAAUACCUUUUUGGAAAACUGCCCCAUCAUGGAUUGGCUUGGUUGUAUGAAUAGAUUAGGGGAUCACAUUGUUAUUAAUUUCAAAAUGUACCCAAUCUGAAGCUAUUGCCCUUUACAGUUUCAUCAGACGCAGCUAACACUAUAUAAUAUAUUUCAGCAAGCUCAUACACUUGUUAUUUCUGUGGAAUUUACAGGUAGAAAGUUCUUAUGAGGUGCUUAUCACUGACUGUUUUGUUUUUACAGGGAUAUAGAUAAUUCAAAUGUAAUAAAGUUAGUAUUCAGGGUCAGAUCUUAACGUAAGAUAAAUGGAUGUCUAUGGCCUGCAUAUUCCGGGUAGGAUGCGACAUUAUACACUACGGGUCAAACGUUUUAGAACACCUACUCAUUCAAGGGUUUUUCUUUAUUUUUACUAUUU